Closterium sp. NIES-65 is the source of this 477-nucleotide messenger RNA. The record is from the annotation of a GenBank genome assembly. NCBI's taxonomy places the organism in Eukaryota, Viridiplantae, Streptophyta, Zygnematophyceae, Desmidiales, Closteriaceae.
AUGCAGGGCGGUGGCAUGCAGAGCGCGGGGUACGUGGUGGCGGACAACCGGGAGAGGGAUAGCAAGAGGGACGGCGGCAGCGGUGCUGGUCAGCAGGGGUCGGGGCAGCAGCAGGGCCGCGGGCGUGGCGCAGGUGCAGGCAUGGGUGGUGGUGGUGGUGGUGGUGGUGGUGGUGGUGGUGGUGGUGGUGGUGGUGGUGGUGGUGGUGGUGGUGGUGGUGGUGGUGGUGGUGGUGGAGGACGUGCAGGCGGAGCGGGCGGCAUGAGCGGAGGGGCGGGGCGGCAGGGAGCGGCGGGACGCAUGGGUGCAGGCGCAGGGAAGGGGGCUGGCGCGGGGUUGAGGGGGAGCGGUGGGGGAGGCGGAAACUGCAAUGGAAGUGGGUCUGGGUCUGGAAACUGCAAUGGGAGUGGUGCAGUUAGGAAGGGAGGGAGGAUGGGAGGACGUGGGGGCAGUGACGACAAUGACGGUGAUGACUAG